Photinus pyralis (common eastern firefly) is the source of this 3356-nucleotide messenger RNA. Its product is annotated as regulation of nuclear pre-mRNA domain-containing protein 2. The record is from RefSeq and is a predicted model, not a curated record. Gene Ontology annotation, cellular component: RNA polymerase II, holoenzyme. Lineage: Eukaryota; Metazoa; Arthropoda; Insecta; Coleoptera; Lampyridae. Bases 321 to 3338 code for a protein of 1005 amino acids. The transcript is spliced from 9 exons. Gene Ontology annotation, molecular function: RNA polymerase II complex binding. Gene Ontology annotation, biological process: mRNA 3'-end processing.
GAACACCAAGUUGCAAAAUGGACGUUUAUGUAUUUUGAGCGGAUUAUUUACUUUCUUGAGAAAUUAAACAAUUAUAUUGUACAUAAAGUAUCAGAAUUUGAUCCAGUAUAUGUUCUCUAUGCUGUAGAAGUUUAUUUCUUGUGAAAAAUCGCCUACAUAGUUUGAUUAGAAUCAAAUUAAUGUAUUUUGUUGACAGCGUCCUUUAGGAAAUGAGGUGAAUGAAUACCUGGAUAAUAAUUUUACCCCCUGCUGGAAGUGUGCGAUUUACCAUGUAGUCUACAAACAAAAAUGUUCAAUGUGACGCGCUGUUAAAAAAUAUAAUGGAAUCCAAGUCUGCAUUGGCAGAUGUCAACUCCGACAUCGAGUUUAAUACGAUCGCAUUUGAGAAAAAGUUGUCAGCUUUAAAAGAUUCGCAGGACAGUAUAAACAGUUGUUGCCAGUGGUGUCUACAAAAUCGUCACCACCACAAGAAGAUCGUGAGUGCGUGGCUUAACGUGUUAAAACGUGUGAAAAUUGAGCAUAGACUUACGUUAUUUUAUUUAGCAAAUGAUGUGAUACAGUACUCUAAGAGACGUAAUUAUGACUUUGUGCAGAGUUGGGGCACGACAUUGCAGAAAGCGACCACCAUGGUUCGGGAUGAAAAGAUUAAAAACAAAGUGCUUAGGAUCUUUAAAAUAUGGGAGGAACGCGGCAUCUACGGAGAGGAGUUUAUUACGGAUUUGUGCGGUUUGAUAAGCGCUACGCCUUCUGGACGAAAGGGCGACGAACCACAUCAGUUUAAUCCCUCGUAUUUAAUACAGAAGGUUUGGGCCUGCUCUAAGCUUGAAAAUGACACUGAUGUUAAGUUGAACCAACUCAAGGAGCACAAUCCAAAAAUUCAGAUCGAUAGUGAUUUACUGAUAUCGUCACUUAAAGAUCGAGCUAAUGUUGAUGAUGUAGAAAAGGAGUUGGACGAGUACAACAAGCAUAUGGAAAAUUACAUAAAUGCCCUAAAAUUGGAAAUCAAAGCUAGGAUACACUUAAUAUCUUUGUUAACGCAAGCAGAAAGUCAGUUAGACAAAGAUAAAAAGGAUGUAAAAUUCGUCACAACGGCGUACAGAACGUUUGCCGCGAGGGUAAAGACAUUAAAAAAGAAACUGGAGGAGAAAAUACCGACGUUGGCGAGUCCUGUGCCAUCUCCAGAUGUGAAUGCGCCAUCCCCCAGUUCCGAUUCAGAAAUUGACCUGCCAGCAACAACAGUUGUCGAGACAACUGCAUCAUCUGUGAUUACGACUUCUUCUCCAACGAUAAUUGCUUCGGAUGUCAUUUUUACAAAUCCUGGAUAUUACAACCCAGUUCCACCACCCUCUGUAGAACCGACGUUUAAACCAAAUAAUUUUUCCAGUUUUAUGGGAACAAAUAUGCCAUUUAGUUUGAUGAACUCCAAUUCGACUUUAUUGGGAAAUAACUCAUUCGCUGCCACAACGACGCAAGCGGAAACAGCAACAAGUUACAGCAUUAACAACGCUAUAUCUAGUCUAUUCCCUUCGAUCGCCUGUCCUCCUCCUCCUCCCUCAACUGGAUCCGAAGCUACUACUCCCAGCUACUAUAAUCCGGCACAUGCUCCAUUAUUGCCUCCGCCCAUGCCUCCUUUUAGUAAAUCUGAGGACCAAUUCGGAGUGACAACCUAUUCGGAUACAUACACGAAUUCCACCUUCACGGACAUCAGUUAUGACCCAACAAAUACUGCCAGUACAUAUCCACCAACACCUUUAACCGCCCCUCUUCCCCCUUUACCAUCAGCACCUUACAGCGCCGAAUAUACCAAUUACGACAAUACAGUUCCUCCUUACGCUUCCAAUCGAUUACCAUUGGAGUCGAAUGUUCCCGUUCUGAUGGACGAUUAUAAUCCUGCCGAGGAGGUGGAGACGUGGGAUUUGGAACCCACAUGGGAUCAGCCGCCGCCCAUUCUACAAGACACCCCCGAAAGUCCACCAAUGUCAGAAAAGACAGGAUUCGGAGAUCCGGUGGAGUAUCACGAAGAGCAUGCCUUUGGCAGGGCCGACGUUGAUCACCGGGUGCUCUCCUCGUCGGCGGUCACCGAGUCUAUGGUUCCGAAUGAUUCGAAGGUCAAGCAUCACAGUAAAGAUGUCGAUCAUCGUAACUUGAUCAGUUUAACUGGUUCACCUAGUGAUGUACGACCUUCGUGGACACCUAAAACCGAUAAGGAUUUACGUGUCACUACCACGCCAGCAACGCCUGGAACUGGAGCGGAUCGAGAUUACAGAGUGCCUUUUAUUGAGAAUUUGAAAUUACCACCUCCUCCACCACCACCACCGCAAGCGUUAACGGGCGAGCAGGCAAUUUCUCAAUUGAACAACAACUUUCUACAAAACCAAAACACAUUUAAUACAGCAACAAAUCCCUUUUCUUUAAAUAUAUUGUCCAAUUCGAAUUUUACCAAGCCGCCGCCGAGCAUGUACAAUCCAAUGGAAUCUCAGGUGAAACAGGCGCGAUUUUUUCCUGGAAAAAAACCUGGGCUAUCGCCUAGAAAAGGUCAGGAUAAUGUGGAAAGUAUCGACAUGGACUUGAGUGACGAUAACGAACUCGAUGAGUCGUCCAACUUCGAAGACGGCUUCGAGCCGCCCUCGGAUUUAUUCGAUGAUGUUGACGCGAAUAAUUUCUUGGACAAUGUUAAUGAAAAUCUCGAUUUGGAAGAUCUGGUCUCGGAUGAUUUACAUUUGGAAGACAAUGAGCACAAUAUGCAGUAUAGGCAGGAUUUCGAGUCGAAAAUUGCGUCUGGGGUGUUUAAUAUGAUUCCACCCCUAUUUGACAGGGUACCUCCGUUGGAUAAUAAUAUGGUGAACCGGUCACAGGACUGGAAUGAGCAAGGUUUCAAUAUCAAAAUGGAUUUUGAAACUGAAGAAGCUAUGGGAAAUCGAAUGGAGUUUCCUAAUUUGCGAAGAGGUAAUAUGAGAGGUAACUUUAAUAAUGGAGCUGUUCGCGGUGUUAGAGGGAAUAAGCUACUUAGAGGGGGUCGUGGCAAUCCAAAUUAUAGAGGGUUUGGCCAGAGAGGGCGUGGUUUUCGUGGGCGAGGAAGAGGUAAUGAAAGUAUGAGAGGAAGAGGAAGGGGGCGCGGCUACGACGGCAAUCACGGAGGCUAUGAUACCAAUCGAGGAGGUUUUGAUGGUAGUCGAGGUAGAGGUCACGAUGGUAACCGAGGCAGAGGUCAUGAUGGUAACCGAGGCAGGGGCCAUGAUGGUUAUAGAGGUAGAGGUAAUGAUGGCAACAGAGGCAGAGGAGAUUUUAGAGGUAGGGGCGAUUUCCGAAAUGUUAGAGGUGGCUUUACUUCAAUGUGAAUAAAUGUGGGAUUUAGA